Molecule: messenger RNA, 724 nt
Organism: Morus notabilis
Lineage: Eukaryota; Viridiplantae; Streptophyta; Magnoliopsida; Rosales; Moraceae
Product: 60S ribosomal protein L26-1
Exons: 1
Coding region: 84-524 (146 amino acids)
Biological process (GO): cytoplasmic translation; ribosomal large subunit biogenesis
Cellular component (GO): ribosome; cytosolic large ribosomal subunit
Molecular function (GO): RNA binding; structural constituent of ribosome
Source: RefSeq, a predicted model, not a curated record
AGGAAAAACGCUUCCUCUGCACUUGCCGUCGCACACACACACACGCAAAACCCUAGCAGAGCCGCCACCAUCACCAAGCGAAAAUGAAGUACAACCCAAGGGUCUCGAGCUCACGCCGCAAGAGCCGGAAGGCCCACUUCACGGCGCCGUCGAGCGUCCGCCGCGUGCUGAUGAGUGCGCCCCUCUCCGGCGACCUCCGCUCCAAGUACAACGUCCGCUCGAUGCCGGUCCGCAAGGACGACGAGGUCCAGGUCGUGCGUGGGACCUACAAGGGCCGCGAGGGCAAGGUCGUCCAGGUCUACCGCCGCAAGUGGGUGAUCCACAUCGAGCGAAUCACCCGCGAGAAGGUCAACGGAUCGACCGUCAACGUCGGAAUCAACCCCUCGAAGGUCGUGAUCACCAAGCUCAGGCUCGACAAGGACCGGAAGUCGCUCCUCGACCGCAAGGCCAAGGGCCGCGCCGCCGCCGACAAGGACAAGGGCACCAAGUUCACCGCCGAGGACAUCAUGCAGAGCGUCGAUUGAAGGAGUUAGGUUUUUACUCUUGUUUAGGUCUUUGUUACUGAGAAGAACUGAAAAAGGUAUUUUUCGUUUAAUUUGUGCUUUUUGGUGUUUAUUAUGAUGCUCUUGAGGGUAUCUGGUGUUGGAUCCCUCUGAGACGUGGAUUUUGUGCUGUUUUAAUGCAAUAUUCUAUAUUUCUGGAAAUAACUGUUUCGGAUGAUUUA